Molecule: messenger RNA, 1417 nt
Organism: Nipponia nippon (crested ibis)
Lineage: Eukaryota; Metazoa; Chordata; Aves; Pelecaniformes; Threskiornithidae
Source: RefSeq, a predicted model, not a curated record
AUGCAAGCGCAUACUUCAGAUAAUGAUGAUAACAUUUCCAUUUUAUUGGAGGUGGAAGCGCUGGUCUCCCACUGGAACCUCUGUAUCAACCUGGGAGGCUUCUUCGUUGGUCUCUUCUCCGUGACCCUCUUUGGACCAUGGAGCGACAGUGUAGGCCGCCGGCCGGCGCUCAUCCUGCCGGCAGUGGGUAUGGCCGUGCAAGCAGCCGUCUGUCUUCUCGUCAUGUACCUGCAGCUGCACGUUGGCUACUUUCUCCUUGGACGCGUUUUGAGUGGCCUCAUGGGAGACUACAACCUGAUCCUGGCCAGCUGCUUCGCCUACGUGGCCGACACCAGUGACAAACGCGCACGUACAUUUCGCGUCGCCAUCCUCGAGGCAUGUCUCGGCAUCGCGGGCAUGCUGGCCAGCAUCGGCGGCGGCCAGUGGCGCAAGGCGCAGGGGUACAUCAACCCCUUUUGGCUCGUGCUUGCUGCCAGUCUUGCUGCCGCUCUCUACGCUGCUUUCUGUCUUCAGGAAUCGGUGAAGCAGCAGAAACCAGCCAGGCUGUUCACGCUCAGUCAUUACAAGGCUGUCUACAGGCUGUACACAGCCCCAGAACACUUGAGCUCCAGGCGGAAGCUCGCUCUUUACUCCCUGGCUUUCUUUCUUCUUGUCACUGUACAUUUUGGAACCAAGGACCUCUUGGUUUUGUACGAGCUUGGCUCCCCUCUCUGCUGGGCCGCUGAUCUCAUUGGGUACGGCUCAGCCGCCAGUUACCUGGCUUACCUGAGCAGCCUGGGAGGGCUGCGGCUGCUGCAGCUCUGCCUUGAAGACACCUGGGUGGCAGAGACAGGAUUGAUCUCCAAUAUUUCUGGACUGGUUGUGAUUUCUCUUGCUACUACAACACCACUGAUGUUUACAGGUUAUGGGAUUCUGUUCCUUUCCAUGGCAGCCACUCCAGUCAUCAGAGCCAAGCUCUCCAAGCUGGUCAGUGAGAUGGAACAGGGUGCUCUUUUUGCUUCCGUUGCCUGUGUGGAAGGGCUGUGUUCACUUGUGGCUACAGGAGUGUUCAACUCCCUCUACCCUGCCAGCUUGCACUUCAUGAGGGGAUUCCCAUUUCUCUUUGGGGCUAUAAUUCUUCUUAUUCCAGCAGCUAUUAUUGGGUGGAUAGAAAUCUGGGACUCAAACCACGACUACAGUCACUUCUCAGAUGCUUCCCUCUCCCCUGCAGAUGGCUCAGCAGCAACUUAGCAACGAGGAAUUGGCCAGCUCAGCAGUGUCCAUCUGAAGACUGCUCUUUAUUCUUCCCUUGAAGGACAGAUUAGUGUGCGAGGGACACCUUCCUUGUCCUUACUAAUUUUUAAAUACCAAAUAGUUGGAAAUCAUGGUUCUGACUACCAGUAGGAACUUGAUUUGCAGAUGUGAAUGCCUCCUCGCU